CUAAAAACAAAAAUACAAGUUUUGGGGAAGUUCAGAAGUGGCCCUAAAAUAAGCUGUUGUUGAAGUUCCAAUAAUGGCAGAUAGUGAACACCCUCGUCUCAUUCUCCAUAACUUUCUUCCUCUAGAUCUUUGCAAGGAGUUAGAGUUUAUACACAAGAGUUGUUGUACAGUAGGGUAUAGGCCAAAUGUGUUCUCUACAACAUUAUCUCAUCUUAUUGCAACUAAUUGCGCCCCUUUGAUCAUGCCCAUCAUUCCAAUCAGAGAGAGGCUAAGGGAGAAAGCAGAAGAGUAUUUUGGUUGCCAGUACGAGUUGUUUGUCGAAUUCACUGGUCUGAUCAGCUGGUGUAGAGGAGCAAGCAUCGGUUGGCACAGUGAUGAUAAUAGACCUUACCUUAAACAACGGGAUUUUGCGGCAGUGUGUUAUUUAAAUAGCUAUGCGGAUUUCAAAGGUGGUAUCUUUCACUUCAAGGAUGGAGAACCUGCAGACAUUGUGCCCAUUGCUGGUGAUGUUAUCAUGUACACGGCUGAUGACCGGAAUAUACAUUCUGUUGAUGAGAUUACUGAAGGGGAGCGAAUUACACUUACUUUAUGGUUCAGCCGUGAUGCAUCUUAUGAUGAAGAUCCUAAACUCAUCUCAUCUCUCUCACCAGAUUUAUUGGGUGUUGCGGAUAGCAAGUUGCAUUCAUAUAUACCCAUGCCAGGAUCCAUCAAUAUGUACUGGUUUCCACCAGACGAAGCUUCAAGUUUCUUGUUCGGAUUUGAUAUACGCUGCGGAAGAUUGCAUGUUCUUGGAUUUGAUAUCUAUCCAUUUCAGGAUACUUUCCAUUUAUCAGAAUCAGAAUCAUCUUACAACUUACUGGAGUUACUGACAGGACCACUACUUAUAGCACGAGACAGCAAAAUGUUCGAGCCGCAAUUUCUUAAUAUAAUGCAUGCACUUCAGAUGGUGCAGUUCUAUCUCUGGAGGUUCUCCAAUUUAAAGACAAAAGUCGAAGGAACGUCUCCAAAUAUAACUCCGACUUCCCAGACACAAAAAACAGAAAUAGAUCGUCUGAAAUCCGUGUUUCUGAAGGAUCUUCAACUCGUGAGACGUUUCUUUGGCCAUUCGAAACCUAUGAAGGACAUGGAGUAUGAAUUUGAUUGGGAUACUUUUUCAGCUGCAGUUCUUGAAUGGGAAUGUUAUGUUGUAAAAUUACAGGAGGAAUUGGUUCUGCAUUUACCUCAUUGGAAAACUAAUGAAUCCAUCUUUUGUGUUACAUUAGGAGGAGAUCUUGAGGAUUGAAUAUAUUAUUUGGUCUAACUUCAUAUACAUAUUUUUCAAUAUAGAGAUACUUUGAUU
Molecule: messenger RNA, 1339 nt
Organism: Solanum stenotomum
Lineage: Eukaryota; Viridiplantae; Streptophyta; Magnoliopsida; Solanales; Solanaceae
Exons: 8
Coding region: 74-1282 (402 amino acids)
Biological process (GO): collagen metabolic process
Molecular function (GO): iron ion binding; L-ascorbic acid binding; oxidoreductase activity, acting on paired donors, with incorporation or reduction of molecular oxygen
Source: RefSeq, a predicted model, not a curated record